Molecule: messenger RNA, 890 nt
Organism: Lolium rigidum
Lineage: Eukaryota; Viridiplantae; Streptophyta; Magnoliopsida; Poales; Poaceae
Product: mitochondrial inner membrane protease ATP23-like
Exons: 5
Coding region: 1-621 (206 amino acids)
Biological process (GO): mitochondrial protein processing; mitochondrial proton-transporting ATP synthase complex assembly
Cellular component (GO): extrinsic component of mitochondrial inner membrane
Molecular function (GO): metalloendopeptidase activity
Source: RefSeq, a predicted model, not a curated record
AUGGCGUCGACGGCGGGUGACGGCGGCAGCGUCCCGCCGCAGACCGCCAAGGUGGAGGUGGCUUCCGCCCCCGAGCCGCCACCGCGAGGCCCCGAUGUCAUGCCGCACGAGGAGUGCCUCUCCGGCAUCCGCGCGGCUCUCAAUCAUCCGACUGUGCGGUUCCUCAGGGAGCGGAUGGACCAAGCCGGGUGCCCCGUGUGGCCGCUGCUGAUCCGGGCGGCGACCUGCGCCGAAUCCUCCGGGGGCUACGCCAGCAAGCACGGGAUAAAAGUUUGCUGUAAUCAGAUGCGAUUUCAAGAUCAGAUAAAUCAGGUCUUAAUUCAUGAAUUAAUACAUGCUUACGAUGACUGCGUCGUCAAGAACGUAGACUGGAAGAACUGCGGUCAGCAUGCUUGCUCUGAGAUUCGAGCUAAUCAUCUUAGUGGCGAUUGCCAUUACAAACGUGAACUGUUGAAAGGCUUCAUGAAGAUAAGAGGGCAUGAGCCAGAAUGUGUCAAAAGACGAUCUCUGGCUUCUGUGAAGCAAAAUCCUUUCUGCUCGGAAGCAGCCGCAAAAGAUGCAAUUGAGGCUGUGUGGGAUAUAUGCUAUAAUGACACACGGCCUUUUGAUAGGGCUCCAUGAAGUGCAAAGCCUGUUUGGAUAGUUUAGUUUUCCUUCAGAUGGUAGCUCAGCCAAGCAUUACAACAGAAUCUAGUAGCUUUGUGCUAGAACAAAACUUUGUAUGUCACAAUAUGGGUGGAAUCAGUGUAACAGAUUAUUUCAUGUAAUUCAAUUCUUUCACACGACAUAUCGUGAAAGUUUAAUAAGCUCCCAAAAGGACUCUUGGUGUAAAACUAGCUAAUUCAUUUGUUGGUUAAUGGUCUGGCAUCAGUAUAAAUAUUAUGAUUUUA